AUGAUGGUAAUCUCGCCGCAAUCACGUUUUGCCAAUGAGGAAUAUACCGUGGGUUGGAUAUGCGCUCUUCCAACAGAAUUCGCAGCCGCCAAAGGCAUGAUGGAUGAGAUCCACGGUAGCCCACAGACCGCACCCGCUGAUGCGGACCACAAUACAUACGUGCUGGGGACUAUUGGGAACUUCCAAGUUGUCGUGGCUAGCCUGCCAUUGCACCAGUUUGGAGCGUCCUCGGCCACAGAAUCAGCCAGAGAAAUGAUAUUUACGUUCCCGAAAAUUCGAAUUGGGCUUCUUGUCGGUAUCGGCGCGGGUAUACCUGCCACAAACAACGAACGAGACAUUCGUCUUGGAGAUGUCGUGGUUGGAAGUGACUCCUCCAGCGGGGGAGUCGUGGUUUAUGACCUCGGCAAGCAGCUUGCGAAUGGAUCUUAUCAGAGUCUCUCAAUCCUCAAUCGACCUCCUCGAUCGUUAAGCACCGCUCUCGCAAGCAUCAAAGCCGAGCAUGACAUGCAGGAAAGCAAGAUGUUAUCCUACCUGGAAGAAAUGCUGGCGAAGUACCCGCGCAUGCGGAAAACGGGGUAUUGCUACCCUGGCAAGUCGCUCGAUCGCCUGUUUCAACCGAGCUAUACACAUUCAAAUGAAGCGGCUUCAUGCGCUGAGUGCGAUGGAUCCCAAGAAGUCUACAGGCUUGAACGUAUUGAUGAUGAGCCUGUGAUCCACUACGGGACCAUUGCGUCGGGAAAUACGGUGGUGAAAGAUGCUUCGAUGCGUCUUCAGAUCCAAGAGAAACAUUCUGCAAUCUGCCUUGAUAUGGAAGCAGCUGGUUUGAUGAACAACUUCCCGUGCGUUGUUAUCCGUGGCAUUUCAGAUUAUGCCGACUCGCACAAGAAUGACCGGUGGCAGCCAUUUGCGGCUGCUAUAGCCGCUGCAUAUGCAAAGGAGCUUCUGAGUCAUGUACAACCUAAAUCUGUGGAUGGGGAGCGAGCUUUGAAAGAUAUUCUUUGCCAAGUCCAUGAUGAAGUCAAGAGUAUUACCAAGUUCAACUCAGCGCGACAGAAUCAGUACAUCCUGGACUGGCUUACUCCCAAUGACUUCUCCAAAAGACAAAACGACCUACUCAGUCAGACACAGGAAGGAACCGGAGCCUGGUUUUUGCAAUCACAUCAGUUCAAAACCUGGCUCAACACCCCAAGAAGCACACUGGUGUGUCCGGGGAUGCCCGGGGCUGGAAAAACAUUCAUGUCUUCAAUUGUUGUGGAAUAUCUGAAGCGUGAAAACCAAGAUCCAAAAGUGCAAGUUGGAUACAUAUCUUGCAGUUACCAGCCUGUGCAUCGGCAGACCAAUAUUGAUCUCCAGCUCAGUUUACUCAAACAGCUUGCAGUCAAAGAUUCACAGGUACUCCCGAACAUUGCACAGGUCUACAAGACCCACGAAGCACGGAGUGAUCGACCAACCCUCCAGGAUGUCGAAACCCAGCUUGCAACAGCAGCGAAGUCAUACAAAAUGGUCUAUCUGGUAGUUGAUGCGUUAGAUGAAUUCCUCGCGCAAGCUCCAGAAGAGCUGCAAGAAUUUCUCACUGGGAUUCUCCGUCUUCAAAUGAAUGCUCCUGUCAGCAUACUAGUGACAUCUCGAUUUAACUCGGCGAUCAUGGCACGCUUUAAGGGCUGCCAAAGGAAGGAGAUCCGAGCACAUGAGGACGACGUCCUGAGAUAUGUGAACCAAAGACUUCCUUUUCUUCUCCGUGGACUCAUCUCAAAUUACCCAAAAAUUGAGGAUGUUGUGCGGCGAGAAGUUGUGAAAAGCGCCGAUGGAAUGUUCUUGCUCGCAGUGCUCAACCUAAACUAUCUCGGGGGGUACACCAACCCCGGAGACCUUGAAGAUGCUGUCUUAAACCUGCCAAAUGGAGAGAACGGGCUUGAGACUGCUUAUCAAAAAGGAAUUGAGAUCAUUCGUGCCCAACAAUUGCCUAGCUACAAACUAGCUGUCAAAACCCUAUCAUGGCUAGCAUAUUCAAAGAGAGCUCUGUCUGCAACAGAACUACAACAUGCUCUUGCGAUUCAUGUUGGUAUGAAAGAGCUUGAUCCUAGAUAUCUCACUCCUAUCGAGAUCAUUGAUUCUGUUUGUGCUGGUCUGGUUGCUUGUGAUCGCAAGAGCGACAUUAUUCGAUUGGUCCACUACACAACAAGGGAGUUUCUCGUCAGAAACAGUACCUAUGACAAUGCAGAGAGAGAGCUGACCGAGAUCUCUAUUGCCUACCUUUCCUUCAAUGCUUUCUCCGAGGGGCGAUCAGCAAACAAGGCCGACUAUAAGCGUCGACAAGAACGGUAUUUGCUCCUUGACUAUUGUGCGACCCACUGGGGUGCCCAUGCGAAAGCAGCGUUGGACUCAUCAGAUGAUCCACUAUUACUCGCACUGAUUCUGCAGUUCCUGGAUAAAGAACUUCAUGUCAGUGCCGUUGCACAGGCUGCGGCGGCAGGCUCAGACUUCAACCGAAAAAGCAUUACGAUGCAACAUCAAAUAUUUCAACAGACGAAGGUGCAUCUCGCAGCCAAAGAAGGCUUAACGAGAGUUAUUGAUGAGUAUAUUCGCCAAAACACAGACAUCGAUGAACCAGACUCUCGGGAGCGUACGCCGCUUGUCUAUGCUGUCAAAGGCGGCCAUCUUGAAGUCUGUCGGUCUCUUCUCGAGUCAAAUCGCACCAACCCUAAUCAUAUAGACUAUUGUCAUAGGACUCUUGUUCUGCUUGCAGCACGUGGGAGACAUGCAGAAGUGGUGAAAAUUCUCAUUGAACAUGGGGCCCAUCCAGGGGUCCCAGACGGUAUCAAUGAAGUAGAGACUCCACUAUGCGUGGCAGCUUGUCAUGGGGAUAUUGGAAUGAUGGAAUUCUUACUCGACAACGGUGCCGAUGUCAAUCUCCAGUCAAAGCCCGGAAGAGAGCUACUUGGAAUACCUUUGCUAGAGGCCUAUAGAGCAGGUCAUCUCAACGCUGUUAUCUUUCUUCUAUCAAGAGGAGCCGAUCCUAACAUACAAGCAACGUUCGGAGAGACACUUUUGUACGACGCAUCCGGAGCAGGUGAUGAUCAAAUGGUCGAAAUUCUGCUGGAAAGGGGAGCUGAUAUUCAAUCAAGCCCCAAUUUCUCAGACAGCAAAUCUUCUCUUGCAAAUGCCGCACAGGGAGGGUUCGGUAGUGUUGUGAAGCGGCUUCUCCAGGCUGGUGCGGAUCGUAACUGGCAGGAUAACCGCGGUCGAAGCGCUCUUAUCAUGGCAUGUGAGUGCUGGAACAAACCAGGCAACUACGAAGAAGUCGUCCGUCAAUUACUCGAACAUGGUGCCAAUCCAAACACCCAGGAUGAAGAUCUCAGCACUGCCCUCUCAAUUUCUGCCCGCAAUGGAUUUGCUAGCGCCGUGGAUAUUUUACUUGAGAACGGUGCCAAUCUAGACAUCGUGAACAAAGAUGGAGAGACAGCCUUGUUAGAGGCAUCGAGAAACGGGCACAGAGAUUCAGUGAACUCUCUAAUACAGCGGGGAGCAGACCCAAACACCCGCAAUAAAAGCCUUGAGAACGUACUGUUUUCCGCAGCGGAAGGCGGUCAUGCCUCUGUCUGUGAGCUUCUGCUUGGUUCGGGGCUCUCUGUAAACAGUGAGAAUAUUGCUGGAGAUAUCCCUCUUUUCCUUGCUGCUCGUAGUGGAAGCGAGAGCACAGUUCAGCUUUUGAUUGCCAAAGGGGCCGAUAUUUACCAUCGAAACCUAAUGCAAGAGACUGUUCUUUUCUUUGCCGCUACAAGCGCCAUUGCCAGACUCUUGAUUGAGGCAGGGGCCAGUCCAGAGCCAAUGAAUCUCAUUUCGGAAACACCUCUCAUGAGAGCAGUGUGUGCUUCCAGUACGACUUGCCAAGAUUCUUCUACUUUUCAGGACAGAAUUGCACUGAUUAAUCUGUUACGGGAAAUUGGGGCUGAUCCAAACCCCGUAUAUCGUCAAGAAUUUGUUUCCGAUGCACACCGCAAGGCUUGGGAUGUCUUUUAUCCUUUGUUUCGUACUUACCACUGCCUUCAAAGCAUAGGUACUGAUGAUCAAACCCCCUAUUGCAAAGCAGCACGACAAAUUUGGGGUCCAUCUGUGGAAAGUUAUAAUCACGAGCAGAUGAUCUUACUCAUUUGUAAAACAACAUGUCACGACAAAACUUCCAAGGGACGCAAUAUUCUACUAUCCCGGAUAAAAGGGAAGACUGCACCCCGUGAGAUUGUUGAAUUGGGGCAUACCGACCUGGUUGCCAACGCCAACAUUCUGAGCCACACAAGCAUGGAUACUCAACCGCUUGGUGGAAUUGAAUAUUUCCGACAAGGCGCCGCCGCUCGAAGCCCCCAGGUCAUGGAAUUUUUGCUCGACACAGUCAUGAAGCCAUCGAUGAGGAGCUCAUAUCUAUCAGUCAUGCUCCAGCGGGCAGCCGAAUCCGGAGAUGUUUCAAUGAUGGAACUGCUGUUUUCCAAACAGGGCUUUGAUUCUCACAGUGCAAGUCUGGCACUAGGCGAGGCAUUAGCAGGUGGACGUUUCGAAGCGGUUGAGUUUCUUUUGGAAAGAGGCGCUGAAGUGCACACUGCGCAAGAAAUGGUUGGCUCAAAACCACUGCUCUACCUUGCCAUCUGUCGGGGAGGCACAGCCAUGGUGAAAAUAUUGCGGAAGGGUCAGAUUGAGAUUGGUAUGAGGAAUGAGUUGGGCCAGACACCGCUUUUCAAUGCCAUCGCAAAAGAAGACCAGGCCUUGGUGGAGCUUUUACUGGAGGAAGGGAUCGAAGUUGACACCCGGGAUAGCUCCGGUAGAACUCCGCUGUUCUUUGCAGUCCAACACCGCGCAUUAUCCAUUGCGCAAAUAUUACUUCAACAAGGUGCGGAUCCCAAUGUCAGAGCGUUUGACGGCAAGAAAGAUUCUCGGGCGUCCCACCAAGACCUUGAGGUGUACAGGUUGCAGGGCUAUUGGAAGGAGAGCGGUGGUGUCACAGCUCUGUUGGUCGCCGCUGGAGCUGGGCAGGGCGAUUUAGUGAGAGCUUUGCUCGUCAAAGGGGCGGAUCCCAAUCACCAGGACAGUGAUGGGAGAACCGCUAUCUGCUUGGCAGCCGGACAAGGCUUCGAGGCGAUUGUCAAGAUACUUCUUGAUGCUGGCUCCAAAGUGAACUACCCCAACGAUUCCAGCAAAUCGCCACUUGUUUGGGCGGUCAGACAGAAUGAUUCAGGGUAUUAUGGUUAUUCGAACUACUCCGGAGAUUCCUAUGAUCUAGUCAGUGGGGAUAUGAAAGCAGUGGUGAGUUUGUUACUCCAGCACGGUGCGGAUCCAAACCCCACCGAUGAAAAACAACAAACACCCUUGCAAAUUCUGUCUCAGACUUGCAAGAGCUCGAAGUCGGUGGUGUCAAUCCUCUUGAAGGCCGGAGGUAAUCCAAAUCACAGAGGCAUGUUUGGGCGCACCCCUUUGAUGAACGCCAUCGUGUUUGGCCUGGAUGAAAUUGCGGCGGCGUUGCUCGAUGCUCCAAAUGUCGAUCGAGACGCAACGGAUAUGUUUGGUCGUACAGCGCUUGUUGAGGCCACUAGAACACAAAGUUACAAGAUUCUGAAAUUUCUAACUCCAGAAUGUGAAGUUGAUCAGCCUUUGAUUGUGAACUUCGAGCCCCCAGCAGAGGAAUAUGGAGAAGGUGAGGGGGAAGAGGAAGAGGAAGGGGAAGAGGAAGAGGAGGAGGAGGAGGAGGAGGAGGAAGUAGAUAUGGAUGAUAGAUGCGACAUCUGUCGGAUCUGGAUUCGAGAUCAACACACACGCUCACGGGAAAUUGGGCGCAGAAUCCAUGGAGGACCUGAUGGAUGA
Penicillium brevicompactum is the source of this 5847-nucleotide messenger RNA. RefSeq lists its product as uncharacterized. Gene Ontology annotation, molecular function: protein binding; catalytic activity. The record is from RefSeq and is a predicted model, not a curated record. NCBI's taxonomy places the organism in Eukaryota, Fungi, Ascomycota, Eurotiomycetes, Eurotiales, Aspergillaceae. Gene Ontology annotation, biological process: nucleoside metabolic process. The transcript is spliced from 4 exons. Bases 1 to 5847 code for a protein of 1948 amino acids.